UUGCAAGGGAUAAAAUACUGACCAUAGACGUUGUAUAUCAUAUCUAAUUAUAACUGAUCACCUUUGACAUUUCACGUAUCUGGUGAUAUCUGCCAUCCGUUGGAAUUGAUCUUCUAAAGCAAACAUCGAGAAGAAAACAUCUGAAAAUGAAGAUAAUUUUGUUUCUGAUUGUGGCAGUAUUCUCGGGAGAUCCGUCUGUUGAAGCCCGCAGAUGUGAGGGAAGACGUUUAUGUCACAAAGGGAGCCGUAUGGCUGCCCUCUGCUGUGGAUGUAAGCACUUCUUCAGCCACAACGGGCGAGACGAUGUCUCGCCAUACGCCGCAAUGCGCCAAGGGGCUUGCUUUGACGAAGACUGUAUCAAGUCGGGAUCUAUGUGUGACAAGUUGAGAAAUCGGGUCAACAAUCAAAACGACGAGGUUCAACAUAAAGAGCUGCCUGUUCCACAGAAGGCCGAGGAAAAGCAACAAGGCAAUGAAGCAGAUGGGCAAGAUAAAACCCAAAAGGAAGGACAGGCGGCACCUAAUACACCUAAUGAGGCGAAACAAGAGGAAGGAUCAAAGGAACGGGUGAAUGUAGGUCCUGGAGAAGGGCCAGUACGCCCAGCUGCACCAGAGGGCGCUGGGGACAGCGUUCAACAAGAUGGCGUACAACAGGCAGACCAGGCCCAAGUAGAUAACAAAGCAGCUGAAAAAGCAGCACAAGAUGCCAGAGCUGCCAGAAAAGCAGCACGCCUUGCUAAGAAAGCUGCCACUGCCAAGAAGAAAGCUGCCAAGAAACUGAGAAAGGCAAAGGCAAAAGCAGCAAAAAAAGCUGCAAAGAAACUAGCUAAAAAACAAGCAGCAGCGGCAAGAAAAGCCUCCAGGAAAUCCAAAAAAGCUGCACGAAAAGCCGAAAGGAGAGCUGCCAAGAAAGCAUAAGAUACAGUUGGUUAAGAAUAUAACAUAUCAGUUAAACACAAAUAACAUACAACAGUGAAGCUGUACCAGACUGAAUUUUCAUUCAUUUAGAAGAAUGAAGUACAACCAGAAACCUUUCUUGUUUUCUUUAUUAGUUUUCUUUUAUUUAUCUGUUGUGAAAUAUAAAAUGGC
Messenger RNA from Owenia fusiformis, 1088 nucleotides. The record is from the annotation of a GenBank genome assembly. NCBI's taxonomy places the organism in Eukaryota, Metazoa, Annelida, Polychaeta, Sabellida, Oweniidae.